UUGAUAAUCGUCGUUAACGUUGCUUUUCCCGCGUUUUGCCGAGAGAAUCCCUCGUGUUUUGAAACAGGGAAAUACGUUUCAUGGAGAAGUGGAUUCCGCUGUUCGACAUUUUCUUGAAGAGUCCGGCGCCGGAAGCCGAGGCGUCGUUGUGGUUAGAUCAAGCUUUCAAUUCUUCGUCGUCUUCAAUGGCGUCGCCGAUCAACCGGAGCUCGUUUUUCUCCUUGCUCAAGAGACCAUGCGACGUGAUCGACCAGGGUUCAUCCCAAAUUACGAAGAAGGUUAUGUUCAUUGAGACGUUACCCAGCAUGGUUCAAUCACGGAUUCUAUCUUUUCUUCUGUCAGAACAUCAGAGGUUUUGUCCCAGGGACUUGUCGUGCUUAGCGAGGGAGAUGUUGAGUGGAAGCAAAGAGGUCAACUUCUGGGUUCAGAGUGCUGCACGUAACCUGCUCGGUAAAAUGUCGAAACCAAGUUACGAGUGGAUUUCUCAUCUGGAUUUGGAUUCGGUGGAUGAUAGCAUCAGUGAUGAAUUCGACUCUGUACCUGGCUGGCUUGCCGAGAAGGCAGGAGCCAUUGGUUCUGUUCUUCCUUGGCUUCCGAUAUCGCUUGACGAUUUCGAUUCAAAGAUGUUAUUUGUUGACUCUGAGAAUGAAAAGGAGACUGAUUGCAGCAGAGAGAAUAUGGAAGAAGAUUAUAGAGAAACCAUGGGCGAUGUUGAAGCUUAUGAGUAUCCUAGAAACUUGACUAUACCGCCUGAAGUUCAUGAAAUGGCCUCCAAUCUGAAAUCUCAGAUUGCAAGCUCCGAGUCUAGUCCGGAAAUUUCAGCCUUGUGUUAUGAAAUUCGGAAGCUUUGCUUGGAGAAUGGCAGGGACGUUUUAGGAAUUUUAAGUUUGAUUGAACCUUGGAAUGCAGACGAUGAGUCUGCUUCUCUUUUCCUGUCAUAUUUGCCGAGUGGAACUGAAGAAGAAGAAGAGCUUGGUUGGCCAAGCCAGGUUCUUUGCUCGGUGGUCCUUCCCAAGUUUUUGGUUCUUGAGAAAUCUGCCUCUCGUGCAGUGAUGUCUGCAACCAUUGAUUUCUGCAAGAUCCACCGAACAGCUGCUGAAUAUGCGUUGGUAUUCCCUUUGAUAUUCCGUAAAGAAGGAAUCAAUAAUUUCAUGUGCGAGGUUAUUUCUAGGGUUUUAAAGGAAUGCUGGCACUUGGGUCAUAUUUCUGCCUUUUGUCAGAAGUUACUAUGUGGGGGACCUGAAGACAGGAGGUUGCUUUCCCUCCCUUGCCACCAGAAUCUGAUAUGCGAGGAAGUUACAUGGAAUGAAUCACUGUUUAACCUUUUCCAGAACAUAUUGAUCCACGGCGUCCCACUAAGUCAAGAUUCUGUUGAUCAUCUUGUUUUGAAGGCCCGAGAAUCGGCUGAAAGGUUUCCCAAAUCUAUAAAAUUUGGAAACUUCUUGUUACAUUUUGUUGCCAAAUGUGCUCCAAUGUUAAAGGCUCAUAAGGAUUUACUAAGUGAAACUGUUGAUUGCACAAACAGUCUUGUUACCAAAUCUAUCUCAUCGAAACUCAGUGCUUUGUAGCCCUAGUGUCUGAGCCGACAGUCCAUCAUACUUUCCUCUUCUCUCUUGAUAUGGGCAUUCUCGCCUUCUCUCACAACAUUGUUUGGGGUUGUGUAGCUGGUGGAAAUCAUUUCCAUGUUUU
This is a messenger RNA of Tarenaya hassleriana, 1689 nucleotides long. RefSeq lists its product as uncharacterized. Bases 81 to 1568 code for a protein of 495 amino acids. Gene Ontology annotation, cellular component: Fanconi anaemia nuclear complex. The transcript is spliced from 2 exons. The record is from RefSeq and is a predicted model, not a curated record. Gene Ontology annotation, biological process: interstrand cross-link repair. Lineage: Eukaryota; Viridiplantae; Streptophyta; Magnoliopsida; Brassicales; Cleomaceae.